Molecule: messenger RNA, 531 nt
Organism: Colletotrichum karsti
Lineage: Eukaryota; Fungi; Ascomycota; Sordariomycetes; Glomerellales; Glomerellaceae
Exons: 2
Coding region: 1-531 (176 amino acids)
Source: RefSeq, a predicted model, not a curated record
AUGACGAAGCAAUGUACGGUAUCGCCGGUCAAGACGGCAAUGAAGUGUUUCGUCGGGGCUUGGGGGUUCAUCAACUCGACUCUCGUAAACACCACGUCUGGUGAUAUCAUCACCGCCGACUGGGCUUACCCGGUUCCCUCCGGCAUGUCUCUGUUCACACCCAACGGCUACACGGCGUUACUCGUCACAGCGAACGACACUACCCGACCGGACCUGAGGCCUCAGGGACUGGACCAGAGCAACCCAAGCUCCUCUCCCGAUUCCGAGUGGGCCAAGAUUGGAAAGUACAGCGUUGCGGGUGCCGGACCUUACCAUCUCUCCAACGUGACGGGAGAGAAGGGUCCCGAGGGUCCGCAGGGUAUCAACUCUGGAGAGUUCCUGACUUCGACGCUACCGGCUCGCCUUGGACCCUACGAGUUUUCCUUCAAGUUCUACGACGACUGUUCAGUCUGGAACUUACAUCAGGAUGUUGGGGCUGGAUUGCAGAGAGUUGCGUGGUACUACAGACUUCCCGACCAAGACGAUUACUGA